Messenger RNA from Closterium sp. NIES-67, 324 nucleotides. NCBI's taxonomy places the organism in Eukaryota, Viridiplantae, Streptophyta, Zygnematophyceae, Desmidiales, Closteriaceae. The record is from the annotation of a GenBank genome assembly.
UCAUGCGGCUGCCGUUCAUGGCAAUGCGCGCCACCGACUCGUCGGCGAAGGGCAUGAUGGGUCGUAUGUACGACCUCAUGCUGCAGCUCACCGUUGAUGUCGAUGAGAAGCUGGAGGAGGCGCGGCUGGAGGGGCUCACCGCUGCGGACGCCAAUGCCAUCCGCCGCAUGGUGAAAAGGAGGUGGGACGGCAGCAUGGCGUGCCCCCUCCAUGUGGUUGGCCGCAUCCUAAACCCGGCCAAUCAGGAGGAGGGGAUCUUCCCCUCGGACAUGGAGUGCACGAGGGUAUUCAAAGCCUUCAUCGCCCGCCACUACGAAGACAAGA